Messenger RNA from Parnassius apollo (apollo), 597 nucleotides. The record is from the annotation of a GenBank genome assembly. NCBI's taxonomy places the organism in Eukaryota, Metazoa, Arthropoda, Insecta, Lepidoptera, Papilionidae.
AUGGCAGAUGAAAAUGUUACAAUACGUCGUCGGCAUAAAACAUCGUUGAACGAAUCAUUUGAUCUCUCUUUUGAAUCUACAAAUUCAGAGGUAAGAAGACAUAGUUUACCGGACCUGUCUACUGGAUAUGACAGUGAAGAAGAAGACUUGAAGAAUGAAUUAUUACUACUUAGAAACGAACUCGAAAGCGCUCAUUUAGAAAUAGUAAAACUUAGCGAAGAGAACUUGUCGUUAAAAGACGCUUUAAAUAAACAAAAACUUAAAUUACAAAUGUAUCAUAGAAUUUGUUCAGAACCUAGGACGAGAGCAACAACGCCAAGGAAGAAAAUGUCAAGAACCUUGAGAGAAGAAGACAACACGAGUCUGAUCGAUCUUGAGCAGAAUACAUUAACCAGUGACCCGCCAAUAGAUGGCGCCACCUGUACUUCAACCGACACUUUACGGGAGAACGGAAAUUGCUGCACAUCUUUAUAUGUAAAGCCCAAAGUAGUAAACAACGUUCUACAACCAGAGGUACACACUCCCAAUUUAAUUCUGGUCAGAUAUCAUUUAAUCGCCCAAGUCCAAAACUUUGUAUUAUUAGUAGUAACAAAGUAA